This is a messenger RNA of Prunus mume (Japanese apricot), 1416 nucleotides long. Lineage: Eukaryota; Viridiplantae; Streptophyta; Magnoliopsida; Rosales; Rosaceae. The record is from RefSeq and is a predicted model, not a curated record.
UUCAUCACAGUGUAUACCCUGGUAGGUUGAUGUGAAGUGUCAAGCAUGCUGCCUUUAUUCCUAUACAAGAAAGAAACUAUUCUCGCUUUAUGGAUGUGUGCUGGGAUUGACACGUUUUUGAAGUAAUACCAAGUUGCAAUCGAGUAUCAAUCAUAUCAGAGUCUUGUUUCAGCUACAACUAUUUUGCAGGGACAUAUUUAUGAUGGGCAUCCAAUUUUAUAACAAGUUUACAAAUUUCAGUUUAUCUUGAGAAAGAAAAGGAAGAUUUUCUCAAUCUGGUAACAUUGGCCUUGAAACUGUUACUCAGCUCUGUCACACCCUUGGCCAAACCUUUGAUGGAGUCUUUAAUCAAUAUUUUAAGGAUAUUAAAGGAAAGGUUGUAGAGUAAAAUUCUUCUCCUCUCAUUCUGCAUCAUCAUGAAGAGCAUAAAGAAAAGUAUGAAAAAAAUUAGAGGUUGUGGAUUGCAAUAGUCAAGGAUAACAUGAAACUUUUGGAACAAGAAUUAUAUGAUGUAGACAUCAAGCAAGGCAAGGGAGACUAUGAAGCUCACAAAACAUGGAAAACACUAAGGGGAAGAAGGGUGUGUGGAUAAAACUGCCCAUUGAGCUUGUAAAUCUUGUCGAAACAGCAGUUAAGGAGGGGUUUCGAUAUCAUCAUGCUGAGCCACACUACCUCAUGCUUGUUUAUUGGAUUCCUGAAACUACUAAUACUCUACCUGCAAAUGCUUCACACCGAGUAAGUGUUGGGGCUAUUGUUGUGAAUGAUAAAAAAGAGAUGCUUGUAGUCCAGGAGAAGAGUGGCAGGUUCCAAGGAACAGGUGUGUGGAAAAUCCCAACUGGAGUUGUUGACGAGGGCGAGGAUAUUUUUAAGGCAGCUGUAAGAGAAGUUAAAGAAGAGACAGGGAUUGAUGCAGAAUUUUUGGAGGUAUUAGCCUUCAGGCAAUCACACAAGUCAUUCUUUGAGAAGUCAGAUCUAUCUUUUGUGUGUAUGCUGCAUCCUCAAACCUUUGACAUCGAAAAGCAAGAACUGGAGAUUGAGGCAGCCAAGUGGAUGCCACUUGAGGAGUAUGCAGCUCAACCAGUCACCCAAACGCAUGCGCUCUUCAAGUACAUUCUUGAACUGGGCUUGGCAAAAUUAGACAGAGACUAUGCUGGGUUUUCUCCACUGCAUAUAACAUCAGUUUUUGACGAUAAGUUGAGUUUUUUAUAUUUGAAUAGGGCAGGAGAUGCAGUGCCUAAGUUCUCUUGAUCAAUCAUCCUAGAUGCUUUUAUCAUUUUUUUUCUGUAACCCUACAAUGUUUUAUUAUUUCAAUUUAUAUUCCCUCCAUUUAUCUGUGUUUUCUGUAAUGUUGGACUGGUAGUAAGUAGUAUAGAUCGAGAGUAUAAAGAAUAGAGUCAUAACUGAUCACUUGUGAUU